Molecule: messenger RNA, 5064 nt
Organism: Trifolium pratense (red clover)
Lineage: Eukaryota; Viridiplantae; Streptophyta; Magnoliopsida; Fabales; Fabaceae
Exons: 5
Coding region: 1-5064 (1687 amino acids)
Molecular function (GO): nucleic acid binding
Source: RefSeq, a predicted model, not a curated record
AUGCGAGGUAGAAAAGUUGCAAGAGAGCUUCUCUUCGACGCUGAAAUCGAGAAAACCGCAAAGGCGAACAGGAAAGCAGUACGGUUAGCACGGUUAGCUGAGCAAGAGCUAGUUGAAGCAUCAACAGGAAUAUCUUCAGACACAGGUUCUCAGUUUGAAGAAGAAGGCAAGAUGGCCGAUGACCCACUGCCACCACCGUCGCCUAGGCGUACUAUGGGAGAUUACUGUCGCAGAACUGAUACAGGGCAAAUUUCUAUGGGGUUCCAACCGGCGAAUCCUGUGACUUUCGACAUCAAGAAUACGGUUCUCACCGGGCUAAGGGAUAAUCAAUUUGAUGGAAGUGCAAUCAGAGAUCCAUGGGCUCAUCUAGAGCGUUUUUAUGAGACAUGUACCAUGUGUCGUCCUGACGGGUACACUGAUAGUCAGAUUAAACUCAGGCUGUUUGGGUUUACUUUGAUUGGAAGAGCAAAAGACUGGUUGCAAUGCAUUCCGAGAUGCACUAUUAACAAUUGGAAAGAGCUCGAAGAUAAAUUUUUGGAGCGUUUCUUUACUAAUGACAUGUUUCUGGCUAGAAGAGCUGACAUUACUGGGUUCGAACAAGGAGAAUCAGAGUCCUUGUUCGAAGCCUAUGAACGUUUCAAACUUUUAUUGAGGAAAUGUCCGAAUCACUCUUUGGACAAUAUGGAGCAAAUGCAGAUAUUCAUCAGAGGUCUGAGAAUGCAAUCAAGAAUUCUAAUAGAUGCUUCAGCUGGAGGCACAAUUAGACACAAAAACGAGGAUGAAGUCAGAGAACUAGUGGAGAAUAUGUGCAUGAAUGAAUACCGUUCCAAGAGCGAGAGGGAUCCUAAAAAGAGAGGAGUAUUCGAGGUUGACACAAACACAGCUUUACUAGCCCAGAUCGAGAUAUUAAACAAAAAGUUGGCUGCUAAGACUUUAGCGGAGGCGAAUGUUAGUCAGGUUCAAGAAGUCAGAUGUGAUUUUUGCCACGGGCCACAUGCUAAUGGAAUAUGUUCACUAGAAGCUGAAUCAGAAGAAGCUAAUUAUGCCGGAGGAUAUCAGAAAAAUAACCCUUAUUCCAACACGUACAACCCAGGUUGGAAAGACCACCCUAAUCUGCAAUGGGGUAAUCAAGGAAAUUCUUCUCAAGGUAACUCUCAAAAUCCACCUGCUAGAAAACCAUCUCCCUUGGAAGAAACAAUUAAUAAGUUCAUGCAGAUGACUCAGAGUAACUUCGAAGCCAUGAGAGCUAGUCAAGAAACAUCCAACAAAAAUCAUGAGGCUUCCAUCCGAAAUCUUGAAACACAAAUUGGGCAAAUAUCAAAACAGUUGACACUAAGAGAGAAAAUUAAAAAAAAAGUGGAAGUAGAAAAGAAAAGUGAGGGGGAGGGAGAAGUUGAAAAUGAGUGGUUGAUUGUAGAUGAGGUUGAAGUUGAAAAUGAGAGAGUUGAGGAAGAAAAAAGUGAGAAUGGGGUUAAGGGAACUAGUGAGGGAGAAGUUGAAAAGAAAGAAAAAUUGAUUGAUGAAGGUUCUAUUCUGAGAAAAACCAAGAAACAAAUUCUUGAAGACUGCGGUAAGGAGCAAGUCAUUCCCUCUUAUGUCAAAUUGCCAUACCCCCAUUUGAAGAAAAAGAAAGACAAGGAAGAGGGUCAAUUUAAAAAAUUCAUGGAGAUGUUUACAAAGUUACAGGUAAAUGUUCCUUUUGGUGAGGCAUUGGAACAAAUGCCAGUUUACGCAAAAUUCAUGAAAGAUCUCUUGUCUGGAAAAAGGAAGCUGAAGGAUGAUGAAAACAUUGCCUUGUCAAAAGAGUGUAGCGCUAUUCUCCAAAGAAAGCUACCACCGAAAUUGAAAGAUCCUGGUAGUUUUACUAUUCCAUGUUCCAUUGGUGAAUUGAAAAUUGGAAGGGCUUUAUGCGACUUGGGGGCAAGCAUCAACCUGAUGCCGUUGUCCAUGAUGAAGAAGUUAAAGUGUGGAGAACCGAAGCCAACAAGAAUGACUUUGACAUUGGCUGAUCGAUCCGUUACAUACCCUUAUGGGGUGCUAGAAGAUGUGUUAGUUAAGGUAAAUGACUUGCUCUUUCCAGCUGACUUUGUUAUACUUGAUAUGGAUGAGGACUCCGAGGUACCGUUGUUAUUGGGAAGACCUUUCUUGGCUACUGGUAGGGCACUUAUUGAUGUUGAGCUAGGAGAGUUGAUGUUGAGAUUUCAAGAUGAACAAGUUAUUUUCAAUGUGUUUGAAGCUAUGCGUCAUCAAAACGAAAAUCCUCAAUGUUAUCGGGUUGAUGUUAUUGAAAAUAUUGUUGAAGAAACCUCUCGAGUUGAGAAACCAGUUUUACCGAUGGAAAAUGUGAUCGUUAACUCAAUUACGUUAGUUGACAAAGGCCAAGAAAAGGAGAUUGAAGAGUGUGUGCGUCAGUUAGAAGCCUUGGAAGUUGAGAAAGUGCAAAAGAAAAUAGAGGAUCUUAAUGUUACAAGGUCGGGUGAUUCAAAAGAAGAGGCGUCAACACCAUCUGCACCUGAGCUGAAGGAGUUACCAACACACCUCAAAUAUGUCUUUUUAAGCGAAAAAUCUAUGCAUCCUGCUAUCAUCAGUAGUUCCUUGAAUGCUUUGGAAGAAGAAAAACUCCUAAGAGUGCUUAGAGAAAAUAAAAAAGCACUCGGGUGGAGCAUAUCUGACUUGAAGGGAAUCAGUCCAGCCUACUGCAUGCACAAGAUCAAGUUAGAAGAGGAAUUUAAACCUGUCGUCCAACCACAACGGCGACUGAAUCCGACCAUGAAAGAUGUUGUGAAGAAAGAGGUUACAAAGUUGCUUGAAGCAGGGAUGAUCUAUCCCAUAUCAGACAGUUCAUGGGUAAGUCUGGUACAUGUAGUCCCUAAAAAGGGAGGAAUGACAGUCAUCAGGAAUGAAAAGAACGAGUUGAUUCCAACUCGUACAGUUACUGGGUGGCGCAUGUGCAUAGACUACAGGAGGUUGAAUCAAGCAACAAGGAAGGAUCACUUUCCUUUACCUUAUAUGGAUCAAAUGUUAGAGAGGCUGGCUGGUCAAGCCUUUUAUUGCUUCUUAGACGGCUACUCUGGCUACAAUCAAAUAGCUGUAGACCCGGCAGAUCAAGAGAAAACAGCUUUCACAUGUCCAUACGGAGUAUUUGCAUACCGGAGAAUGCCUUUCGGCUUAUGCAAUGCUCCCGCUACUUUUCAAAGGUGCAUGUUUUCUAUCUUUUCUGAUAUGAUUGAAAAUUCCAUUGAGAUUUUUAUGGAUGACUUUUCUGUGUUUGGUAAAAGCUUUGAUAUUUGUCUUGCCCACUUAGAUGUUGUUUUGAAGAGAUGUGUCGACACUAAUUUAGUUUUAAAUUGGGAAAAGUGUCAUUUUAUGGUUACCGAAGGAAUAGUGUUAGGACACAAAAUCUCUUCAAAAGGCAUAGAAGUGGAUAGAGCAAAAAUUGCAGUUAUAGAAAAAUUACCACCUCCGAUUAAUGUGAAAGGAGUGAGGAGUUUUUUAGGCCACGCCGGUUUCUAUCGACGUUUCAUAAAGGACUUCUCAAAAAUUGCUAAACCUUUGUGCAAUCUCCUUGUGAAAGAGAAUGAUUUUAAAUUUGAUGAUGAAUGCUUGAAUUCUUUUUCCAUUAUUAAAAAUAAGUUGGUCACCGCGCCCAUAAUCACAACCCCUAAUUGGGAAUUACCUUUUGAACUUAUGUGUGAUGCCAGUGAUUACGCGGUUGGAGCAGUGCUUGGCCAACGACACGCAAAAUUUUUUCAUGCUAUAUAUUACGCGAGCAAAGUCCUUAAUGAAAACCAAGUGAAUUACUCCACAACUGAAAAGGAAUUGCUUGCUGUAAUAUUUGCUUUGGAAAAGUUUCGCUCUUAUUUAAUUGGUUCGAAGGUUAUUAUUUUUACAGAUCAUGCAGCAUUGAAGUUUCUACUCACAAAGGGGGAUUCUAAACCCCGGUUACUUAGAUGGAUAUUGUUGUUGCAAGAAUUUGAUAUUGAGAUCAAGGACAAGAAAGGGGUUGAGAAUGUGGUGGCUGACCAUCUCUCAAGGCUGGAAAACCCAGAAAUAACGAAGAAGGAGAAAAGUAUAGUAGCUGAGUUCCCAGAUGAGCAACUUUUAACAGUGACUGAAAGACCAUGGUUCGCAGACAUGGCAAAUUUUAAAGCAGGAAAUUUAGUCCCAGAUGAUUAUAGUUGGCAGCAGAGAAAGAAAUUUUUCAAUGAUGCUAAAUUUUAUCUUUGGGACGAUCCAUAUUUAUUUAAGGUAGGUCCUGACGGUUUGAUAAGACGAUGUGUUGCAGAUCCACAAACAUGUGGACAAGUUGAAGUAUCCAACAGGCAGUUGAAACAAAUCCUUGAGAAGACUGUUGCUAACUCAAGGAAAGAUUGGGCAAAGAAGCUAGAUGAUGCGCUUUGGGCGUAUAGGACUGCAUUCAAGACUCAUCUUGGGUUGUCACCAUAUCAGUUGGUGUAUGGAAAAGCAUGUCAUUUACCGGUGGAGCUAGAACACAAGGCCUAUUGGGCGGUAAAAUUUCUAAAUUUUGAUGAAAAAGCGGCAGGUAGGAAGAGGUUGCUGAAGUUGAACGAGUUGGAAGAGAUGAGGCUGCAAGCCUAUGAAAAUGCGGUCAUUUACAAGGAGAGGACCAAGAGGUAUCAUGAUAAAAAAUUGGUUAGAAAAGAGUUUUACCCGGGACAAAGUGUAUUGUUAUUUAAUUCGAAAUUGAAACUCUUUCCCGGUAAACUCAAAUCUAAAUGGUCAGGACCAUAUGUGAUCAAAGAAGUUUUUUCUCAUGGAGCGGUAGAAUUAGAAGAGCCAUUAUCGAAGAGGACAUUUAAAGUAAAUGGCCAAAGAAUUAAGCUCUACAAUGGAGGGGAGAUUCCUACUGAGAGGGUCUCAUUGACUUGCACAUACAAGAAUAAUUGCAGUGUGAUUGCUCAUGAAGUGCAAUGGUCAAGAGACAAAGAGAUGAAUUGGAAAGAUGGAGUUUUGCAUGGUGUACUAGUUCAAUCUUCAGAUACCUCAGCUGGUGAGCAUAUUGAGCCAAAUAAAUUCCACGGCAUGUCACUUGAGGACAAGUAA